UUGAGAGCGUUUGGCUUCUUCUGCGGGCCCUAGAUCGGGUGAGGUCUGACUGGGCUUCGGGCUGGGGCAGGACUGCGGCCUAGAGGACUGGGGAGCAGCUGGUUCCUGUCGGGUGCAGGCUGGCUGUUCUUACCAUUCCACUACUGAAACUGCCUUCACAGAGGUCACCAAUGACAUCUGUACUUUUGAAUCAGGAGUAUCCCUGAGGAUACAGUCAAAAGAAAGUUUUCCAAAGCCAAGCAGUCUGAAGCUGGGGAUGGCGACUGCAUUGGUGAGUGCUCAUUCCCUGGCACCUCUGAAUCUGAAGAAAGAGGGGCUUCGGGUAGUGAGGGAGGAUCACAACUCUACUUGGGAACAGGGAUUCAAGCUGCAAGGAGACAGGAAAAGCCUUCGACAGGAGCCGUUGUGCAAACAAUUCAGGCAGUUGCGCUAUGAAGAGACUGCAGGACCUCGAGAAGCACUGAGCCAGCUCCGGGAGCUCUGCCGACAGUGGCUGCAGCCUGAGACCCAGACCAAGGAGCAGAUCCUGGAGCUGCUGGUGCUGGAGCAAUUCCUAUCCAUCCUGCCUGAGGUGCUCCAGGCUUGGGUGCGGGAGCAUCACCCAGAGAGCGGGGAGAACAUGGUGGUUGUACUGGAGGAUUUGCAGCUGGAGCUUGGAGAAACAGGACAACAGGUGGACCCAGGCCAGGCAAAGAAACAAAAACUGCUUGAGGAGGAGACAGCCCCUCUGAAAGUAGUGCAGGAGCAGCAGGCCCAGCCCGAGUAUGAAGUUCCAGAGCCUGAGAAAGAGAAGGAUGAGGAGACAAGGAUUGAGAAUGGGAAGCUUGUUGUAGUGACAGACUCUUGUGGAAGCAUGGAAUCAUCUGGUAAAAUGUCUGAACCCAAAGAGGCUCAUUAUGAGGACGCUACCUUGGAAAGGCAGCAGGCCAAGCCCAAGGAGAAGACUGGCUAUAAAUGCUCAGAAUGUGGGGAGGGAUUCAUCCAGCACUCAGACAUGAUUGAACAUGAGAGUGCACACACAGGAGCAAAGCGUCGUGAAUCUGAAGUGUGUCAGAGUUCUAGUCUUACUGGACAUCAGAAAAUCCUCUCUAGAGAGAAAGUUCAUCAGUGUCUUGAGUGUGGAAAAGCCUUUCAGAGAAGUUCACACCUUGUCAGACAUCAGAAAAUUCAUCUUGGCGAGAAGCCUUAUCAGUGCAAGGAGUGUGGAAAAGUCUUUAGCCAGAAUGCAGGUCUUUUGGAACAUCUCAGAAUCCAUACUGGAGAGAAACCUUAUCUGUGUAUCCAUUGUGGAAAGAACUUUAGGCGUAGCUCUCACCUUAAUCGACACCAGAGAAUUCACAGUCAGGAGGAGCCCUGUGAGUGCAAGGAGUGUGGCAAAACCUUUAGUCAGGCCCUAUUCCUCACCCAUCACCAGAGGAUCCACAGUCACUCAAAAAGCCAUCAAUGUAAUGAGUGUGGGAAAGCCUUCAGCUUGACCUCAGACCUUAUUCGACACCACAGGAUUCACACAGGAGAAAAACCUUUCAAGUGUAACAUAUGCCAGAAAGCUUUCCGACUUAACUCACACCUCGCUCAGCAUGUAAGAAUCCACAAUGAAGAAAAGCCCUAUGAGUGUAAUGAAUGUGGAGAAGCUUUCAGGCAGAGGUCAGGUCUUUUUCAGCAUCAGAGAUAUCACCACAAAGACAAACUGGCUUGAUGAGGUAUUCUCUCUCUUUAGAAAGUCAGAGAUGAUACUCUGACAAGCAAAUAGCACUUUAGGAUAAGUCACUCUAAACAACUGUGGCAUCAGAGAAUUGUUGGGGGCCAGGUUGGAGGCUGUCUGCCUCCAUUCCCUCUCUUUUGUUUCCCUUGAAGUCAGCUUUGGACCACAGUAAUUUCACCCUAUAUGGUACUAUGGGAUCAAAGUUAAACAGCAUUCUCCACUGCAGGACUUCUCAGAGCCUUUAACAUGACAAAUAUAUGAUAAUGUAUCUCCAAGUAGUAGAGAGCCUCAUGACUAAGUGAGGGCUUUGAAGUCAGCAGCGCAUCAAGUGUCCACAGAUUUAUAAACUGAAGCAGAACAAGGGCAGAUUGAUAUUUUUGCAUAGGCUAUAGCAACAGACUCUUAGAAAAUAAAACUAAUGAUUUUUGAAAAUAUACCACUCUCAAAGGUGUCCUGAAGCCCAUCCUAGUAGUGAUUAUUUUUCCCACUGGCUCACCCCCUCCUUCCUACCCGCCUUAUCCCCACCGUCCCCUGCCUGCAAUUAGUGGAAGCAUUUUGGAAAGCAAAGAUAAUCUUUUGCUGGUUAACUAUAGACUUGCCUACAGGGUUAGUUUUAUGUAAUUUUAUCAUUUUCCAUCCCCAUCCCACCACAUUGUCUCAUUGAUUCAAGUUAUAAAUAAAAAUUUUACCUAGACUAUGGAAGAGA
Molecule: messenger RNA, 2408 nt
Organism: Cynocephalus volans (Philippine flying lemur)
Lineage: Eukaryota; Metazoa; Chordata; Mammalia; Dermoptera; Cynocephalidae
Gene: ZSCAN26
Product: zinc finger and SCAN domain containing 26
Exons: 5
Coding region: 257-1696 (479 amino acids)
Biological process (GO): regulation of transcription by RNA polymerase II
Molecular function (GO): RNA polymerase II cis-regulatory region sequence-specific DNA binding; DNA-binding transcription factor activity, RNA polymerase II-specific
Source: RefSeq, a predicted model, not a curated record